Teleopsis dalmanni is the source of this 1007-nucleotide messenger RNA. RefSeq lists its product as uncharacterized. The record is from RefSeq and is a predicted model, not a curated record. Lineage: Eukaryota; Metazoa; Arthropoda; Insecta; Diptera; Diopsidae. The coding region runs from base 8 to 946 and encodes 312 amino acids. The transcript is spliced from 5 exons.
UUUAAAAAUGUUGUGGAUGGAAACCUAUUUUUUCUACUGUUCAGUACGUUUAGGAGUUAUUGUGGUGGCAAUUUUCACUUUCUUUCAAAUGCUUGUUCCAACCGUUCUAUUAAUGGUACUUGGUAUCGAGAUUAUGGAUCCUGUUGUAAAUCUUUUUAAAAGCGAUGAUCAUUAUCAGAACUCUUUUCUUGUUGGCAAGAUCAUAAACUGGAUUGAAAACCAUCCAAAUGAUUUUGUGCUCAUAUUUAGCAUAUAUUUCUUUUCACACAUGGCAACUUGUGGACUAGCAAUUUAUGGAUCCUUCAGGCUACUUAAAUGGUUUUUAGCCCCUUUUAUAGUAUCGGAACUCAUACGUGUGAUUUACUGUUUGACCUGGCAUAUUGUUUUAAUGAUUAUAUUGAAAAAAGUCAUCAAUCUGGGAGUAUUAAUAGCUUUUACACUUUUAGGUGGAUUCAUAAUAUUGUUUUUGGCUUAUAAUUGGGCAGCAUCUGUAGCACUUUUUCAAAUUUUUAGUCUGGUCAAUAGUGAACGUUAUAGGAGGCUCUAUGGCGAUGAUCCAAUUCAUCCAUACAUACUUCCAUCUGGUAACAAUGUAGAAGGCUAUCAAAAUGUGUAUGGCGCUAUUGAAAAUAUUCGUGUCUUGGUAACACCAAAUUACAACGAUAUUGAUGAACUAAAGCAAAAGCAAACAAAAUCAAAAUCUCCUCAGGAGAUCAUAAAGGUUAUACCAAUAAGCAAGAAGAGAGCCAAUUACGAAGGUUUACCAAUUAUUAGCAACUUGCAACGAGCAAAACUCAAUCAAGUUUCGCGCCAAGAUCAACACCCAAGUGAAUAUCAACAGAAUAAUUAUGCAGAAGAUUACAAUUCGUCGGUAAAUUAUAAUUUCUGGCAAUGGAACGAAUUGGGCGGGAAGCCCGCAAAACGUAGUGUCAUCACAGAUUCUUAGGGUAUGCAAUAUGCAUUCUAAAAUAAAUUAGAAAGAAUCAAGCGACAGAAAAUUGUGAAUA